GGGCGUGACCUAAGUCGCUCAGCGGAACAUGGCGGAUCGCGGGAGGAAGCGGCCCUGCGGCCCGGGUGAACAUGGCCAAAGGGUUGAAUGGCGAAAAUGGAAGCAACAGAAGAAAGAAGAGAAAAAGAAAUGGAAGGACCUUAAGAUGACCAAAAAGCUUGAAAAGCAGCGAGCACAAGAGGAGCAGACCAAGCGGCAGAAGGAGGAAGAAGAGGCAGCUGCCCAGAGGAAGGACCAGGGACGGCCCUACACCCUGAGUGUCGCCCUGCCGGGCUCCAUCUUGGACAAUGCCCAGUCACCAGAGCUUCGCACCUACCUGGCUGGCCAGAUUGCCAGAGCUUGCGCCAUCUUCUGUGUGGACGAGAUUGUGGUGUUUGAUGAGGAAGGACAAGAUGCCAAGACCGUGGAAGGGGAAUUCAAGGGGAUCGGCAAGAAGGGGCAGGCGUGUGUACAGCUGGCUCGCAUCCUGCAGUACCUCGAGUGUCCACAGUACCUGAGAAAGGCGUUUUUCCCUAAGCACCAGGAUCUACAGUUUGCAGGGCUUCUCAACCCCUUGGACAGCCCCCACCACAUGCGCCAGGAUGAGGAAUCAGAGUUCCGUGAGGGCGUCGUGGUGGACCGGCCCACCCGGCUAGGUCAUGGUUCCUUUGUCAACUGCGGCAUGAAGAAGGAGGUGAAGAUUGAUAAGAACCUGGAGCCUGGCCUUCGCGUAACUGUGAGAUUGGACCAGAAACAGCUCCCAGAAUGCAAGACCUACCGGGGAACAGUUGUGUCUUCGCAGGACCCCCGCACCAAGGCCGGUCUCUAUUGGGGCUACACCGUCCGCCUGGCCUCCUGCCUCAGUGCUGUGUUCACCGAGUCACCCUUCCAGGAUGGCUACGACCUGACCAUCGGGACGUCGGAGCGAGGCUCCGACGUGGCCUCCGCCCAGCUGCCCAGCUUCAGGCAUGCACUAGUGGUUUUCGGGGGUCUGCAAGGACUAGAAACUGGAGUGGAUGCUGACCCCAACCUGGACGUGGUGGAACCCAGUGUCCUCUUUGACCUGUAUGUCAACACGUGUCCUGGCCAGGGCAGCCGCACCAUCCGCACUGAGACAUGGUGACCACAUAGUGACCGCCCCGAUCUAUCUCUUCCUGGAGGCCAAGUGCUGAGCCUGGGGACCAAGAACUCCUGCGCACCAUGUUGCCCACCUGGCCCUCAGUACCGGCACCCCCAUUUGACGGAGGACAGAGCAGUAGACUGUCCUCUCACCAGCAUAAACAUGGCCUUUGACCUUGGGCUCUGGAAGCAGGCAGGAGCUGGGCGACUAGACGCCAGCCUCCCAGGCCGCAGCCCGGUGUGUGCCUCUCUUCCAGGAAGCCAUCCUCAUCUCCCUGGCCACCCUGCAACCCGGCCUCACACAGGCCGGUGCCCGGCCCUCCUGAAGGCUGUGUGUCAU
This is a messenger RNA of Dipodomys ordii (Ord's kangaroo rat), 1438 nucleotides long. It is a transcript of the gene Spout1, whose product is annotated as chromosome unknown open reading frame, human C9orf114. Gene Ontology annotation, molecular function: miRNA binding. Gene Ontology annotation, cellular component: mitotic spindle; kinetochore; spindle pole centrosome. The record is from RefSeq and is a predicted model, not a curated record. The coding region runs from base 29 to 1102 and encodes 357 amino acids. NCBI's taxonomy places the organism in Eukaryota, Metazoa, Chordata, Mammalia, Rodentia, Heteromyidae. Gene Ontology annotation, biological process: maintenance of centrosome location; miRNA processing. The transcript has 12 exons.